Arachis duranensis is the source of this 828-nucleotide messenger RNA. RefSeq lists its product as uncharacterized. Lineage: Eukaryota; Viridiplantae; Streptophyta; Magnoliopsida; Fabales; Fabaceae. Gene Ontology annotation, molecular function: zinc ion binding; nucleic acid binding. Bases 1 to 828 code for a protein of 275 amino acids. The record is from RefSeq and is a predicted model, not a curated record. The transcript has 2 exons.
AUGGCAUUUCAUAAAGAUGCACUAAUGGCCUAUACAGGAAAAUUGGCUCCUAUCCAGAUGAGCAAAUUGGAGAAGGAAAAGAAGGAAGGAAAUUAUUGGGAAGCUCAAUGGGUGGGAGAUAAUGACCACAAUGUAUUUGAAGUUAGAAGGCAUGGUCGCACACUUCGGGUCAACACUCAAGAAAGGACUUGCACCUGUAGAAAGUGGCAACUGACAGGUCUGCCAUGCUGUCAUGGAGUUGCUGCAAUUCAAAGAAAAAAUCAAAGGCCAGAAGAUUAUGCCCACCAUUGGCUGAUUAUGGAGGCAUAUAAUAGAACUUACCAAUUUCACAUCAACACAGUCCCUAGUCAGGAAUACUGGGCUGAUACAGAGGGACUGCCAUGUCUCCCUCCAUCUUAUAAGAGGCCAAUAGAAAGGCCUACAAAAAAGAGAGCUCGACAUGAAUCAGAGAGACAGAAUGGUAGCCAGUACAGACUUAAGAGGAGUUAUGGCAAAACAAGUUGUAAAUAUUGCGAAAAGGUUGGACACAACUCCAGAACCUGUCCUGAUAAGAAGACUCAUGUGGCAACUGAGGAAGAUGCAAAUGCACAGCAAGCACCUCAAGUAGGUCAGCCAAAUGGAAGACAUGUACAGCCAGCAGCAGGAGAAAAUUUGCCACACCUGGACUUAGAGGACAUGUCAGACUCAGAGCAGGAGAGGUUUUGGGAGGAGACCAUGGAUGCAGUUGAAGAGGAGCUCACACAAGGCCACCCACACUCUGAAGCUGAUGAAGAGGUAGUACAUAUAUUAAUCAAUAGUGAUUACAGUAACUUGACAUGUGGCACUUAG